AGAGUGAAAGACUCAGAGCCGAAGCAGACGCUCAGGAAACCAAAGAUUUUGUUGUUGCUGAGCAAAAAUGAAGUAAAGAGAGAAAAUGUGACGUAAACGGAGGAGAAAAAGAACCAGACGAGGAGGAGUAGGAGGAAGAUUUAUGGUAGCCUAAUGAUGAUGUCAUACCUGGCAAACACCGCCCACCUGCAGUUCUUCUUCCUGGUUGGAGGAUUCCUGGCCUGGAUCCUGACCACAACAACCACGGGUCUGAACGAGUGGCGUCUGUGGUAUUUAAAUGACACGUCCAUCGUCACAUCGGGCGUAGCUUGGGUGGGGAUCUGGAGAGCAUGUUUCUACAGCCAUGUUUUGACAGGGGUGGAAUUCUGUCAGUACAUGGACCUGACCCAGGACUUCGUCCCAGUUGAAGUCUCCGCAGCUCAGGUGAUGAUGAUGAUGGCGGUCAUCUGUGGCUUGGCUGCCAAUGUCAGCGGGGCCACAGCCUUGAGGAUGGCAUAUUUCUCUGUCAGGGGGCGGAGUCACCUGGGGCAGCUGUUCGUCCUGGCAGGAAGUCUCUACAUUUGUUCUGCAGGACUCUCACUGGUACCUGUAGUCUGGAACAUGAAGUCAGUCCUGGGCAACAGUACUAUAGAGUUCCCACCACAGUUCCACCUGCCAGCAGCACCACUCAGGCAGCAGGUGGGCUCGGCUAUUGGUUUGGGCGUCGUCUCCUCCAUCUUGAUGCUAUUUAGUGGAUUGGUAUUUCUCUCCUAUCCCUACGUACAACAAACUAAGGUCAGAGGUCAGAGCAAAGGGAUCGAUGCUGUGAGCAGAACAGUGGAUGAGGUCAGAGUGGGUGGAGCCAUCUCUUAAUGGUGACAUCAAGUUUGUUUAUAUGUGUUCUUCAACGUCUGAAUAAAAAGCCCAGAGGUCCUAGGGUCACACAGGUCAGAUCCAGGUUCAGAGGCAAAAUGUCAGUCUGUCAUAGAUUCAGGGGCGUGGCCAAGAAUACACAUCACAUGAAGGAAAGGACUAAUGUGAUCAUGUGAUGUAAGUGGAGGAGGCUGACUAAAGCAGUCAGAGUGGACAAACCAGUGAAGACCAUGGGUGGACCAGCAGCUCCUGUACCAGCUGAUAUGAUUGAUUAUUCCUAUGUGAGGAAAUAACACAGAGUCUGCAGUCAGUGAACCUUGACCUCGAGAAGUUUAGUCAGAUAGAACUCUGAUAGGACAAAGUUAUCUGUUCAUCUCUAAUCAGCAAUAAAAAUUCUAAUCUCCUGGAUUAAGACUUUGAACUUUGUCGUGUCAAGAGUCAGAAACAUUAAAGGCGCUGUCCAUAUCAAUCAAUCAAUCAAUAAUCCAUGAUCAAAAGUCAGUAAAGGUUAAUGUAAAAAAAAGUAACUGAUCCCUUGUAAACAACUGUAUUGUAUUAGCAAAAGCAUUUCUCCUCAUGGGGCAGUGUUGAAUCAAAAAACAGUUCGAAUCACUCGAGUUGAUGAUAGAACCAGUGCGGUAAAGGAAACAACGAUGCUGCACCACAGAGCACUGAGACGCUUGAUUGACCGUGAAGCCGAGCUCUCAGCUGGAUGUGAAGAACCCCCCCCA
This is a messenger RNA of Cynoglossus semilaevis (tongue sole), 1583 nucleotides long. It is a transcript of the gene cldn34a, whose product is annotated as claudin 34a. The transcript has 2 exons. Bases 154 to 852 code for a protein of 232 amino acids. The record is from RefSeq and is a predicted model, not a curated record. Lineage: Eukaryota; Metazoa; Chordata; Actinopteri; Pleuronectiformes; Cynoglossidae. Gene Ontology annotation, cellular component: bicellular tight junction; membrane. Gene Ontology annotation, molecular function: structural molecule activity.